ACAGUGAAAAGAAAGUAAGUCAUUCCGCAGGACAGAAAGAAAAUUAUUAAGUUUUAAAGGAUAUUCAUUGCGGUAACAGUUUUGGUGCGCGGAGCUUCACCUGCCCCCCCCCCUCUAUACCCACCCCCCCUCUUGACGAUGAGCUACCUCUGAGCAUUCUCCUGAUCUCCGCGUACGACCACUCAGCUAAGACGACCACCAUGAUGGACGACCUGCCCGCCCCCCUCGCCCCCCCCAUGCGUGCCAACGGCGCCGGGGUGGGGGUGGGGGAGGGGGAGGGGGAGGAGGACGACUUCAGGGCGAUGUACCAGCUGGAGGCCGAGAGGAGAAAGACCCUUAUGAAGCUCGCGCAGAAGGCGACGAGGGACUACGACGAGCUCAAAAGGCGCUACACAGACACCACGCAGACGGCGGAGGUCCUUCAGCGCCGCCUGGAGGAGAGGGAACACGAACUCAACACACUCCGGAGCGACAAUGAAGCCAAAGUCGUGUCCACAGUUUCGGAGGCAGUGUACCACGAGUACGACGCGCUCCGCCAGAGAUAUGAAGUCGAAGCCGAGAGCAUGGCGCAGGCCUUCAACAGGGCGACCGAGUGGUACCGCGAGAACAAGAGUCUUCGGCGGGAGACGGCGAACCUCAAACGCCAGAGCGCCGUCCUCCUGCAGCGUGUGGCGGCCUGUGACUCCGGCGAGUUGGAUUUGGCAGCCCUGGCAAGUCUCGCCGACGCCUCCUCCUCGUCCUCGUCGGGGGCGCAGCAGGAGAUGCAGCAGCAGCACGAGCAGGAGGUGGCGACGCUCAUGGCGAAGAUUAAGUCGCUCGAGGUGGACGUGGCGAGUCUGACGGCGGAGGCGAACAAGGCCAAGCAGGACGAGUUCGAGGCGCAGGAGGAGCUCCUCGACGUCCGGAGGCAGCUGGACGAAGCGGGCCAGCAGAUGCAGCACAUGCAGAGCCGCCUGACGGAGCUGGAGGCGGUGGAGCGCCGGAUGGGCCGCGUGUCCGUGCUGGUGCUGGACGAGGUGGAGGCGCUUCAGGCCCAGCUGCAGACGGAGGCGGAGAGGGCGAAGAAGGCGGCGACGGAGGCGGCGAAGGCCCGUAGCGAGCAGGCGGCGCUGGCGAGGCAGAGCGCCGUAGCUCUUGCCGACGUGAUGGGCGACGAGCGACUGAGGCUGGCGCUGGAGGAAGUGCACAGCGUCACUCAGCAACUGCACGCGCUCGACGAGGAACACAAGCAGACCAUUCAGAAGCUGAAGGCCAAGUUGCAAACAUACGAGACGGGAGAAAAGGCCGCUGAAUUCGACCUGCUGAAGGAGCGCGUCCUGCUGCUGGAGGAGGAGGUCAGGACGCAGGAGAGGAAGGCCAUGGACGCCGCGGCGCUCGUGGACAAACUUCAGAAGGAAGUGGAGGAGCAGCAGCGGGAGAUCAAAUCCCUGAGGCAGGCGCAGACGUCCGCCUCCAGCCACGUCAACGGGCCCUCUGGCGAAUCCCCCGCGCGGUGCCGAACUUCCGCCAAAUUCGAAUGCCAGCCUGGAGCCCCUCCCCCUCCACCUCCCCCUCCCCCUCCCAGCGGCGGGGCACCCCCUCCUCCACCUCCACCUCCUCCUGGCGUUGGAGCUCCUCCUCCUCCUCCUCCACCUCCUCCACCUUCCUCAGGCGGCGGUCCUCCCCCGCCUCCCCCACCUCCCCCUCCACCUCCACCUGUGAACCCCGUAGCGACGUUGGCGACCAUGAUCGGGGUCUCCAAGCAGAACAAGAAGGAGGCGGACGGGCCGGACUCGGGCGGCAAGCCCAGCGGCGGCAUGGACGACCUCAUCAACCAGAUCAAGCAGGGCGGCGUCAAGCUGAAGGCCACGAAGCCCUUCUGCCUCGGCUACAGCAGCAAGAAGGCCUCGGGCGAGGUGACGGACAAGCCGGCCGACGCCGUGCAGGAGAUGAAGAGCAUCCUGGCCACCAUGAAGCGCGGGCGGGCGGGGAGGCUGCGGCCGUCCGCGGUGUCGCAAGAGGCCAAGAAGAACACGUCCAAGAAGAACAAGAAGGACAAGGACAAGGACGUGGAGAAGAAGGCGGAGGAGGAGUGCGACGAGAAGCCGCCGCCGAGCGAGGAGGAGGCCAGCCCCAGGGACGGCGAGGACUCGGGCAAGGGCGCGAGCAAGGAGGCUUCCCCGAAGGCCGAGACGUCUCCGGAGCCGGAGAGCAGCUCGCCCGAGAAGGAGGAGGAGGAGGGGGGGAGCCCCAGGACGGCGGAGGCGUCGUUCACGCUGCGCCUGCACGCGGCGGGCGGUCACGACGCCGACGAGAGCUCGAGCCGGGAGGCGACGCCGCCGUGCUCGAGCGGACGCGACUCCGAGGAGCGCGACUCGGGGCGGCCGUCGCCGGGCAGGGCCGUCUCCAGCACCACCAUCUUCCUCAAGUCCAGCCGAAGCCCCUCGGAGGAGUGAGGCCGCGAGAGGCCCGGGAAACAGAACGACGGAGCUCAAGAGCCUGAGGAGAGGAGGGGCGAAGCCGGCCCUCGCAGCACUGUCCUCGCCAGGAAAUCAAACCGAUGUUGAUGUUACAUAUUUUUUUUUCAUCUGAGCCAUUAAAUGUAGGUGCUUCAUUUGUUUAUAUUAAGAUGAUGGUACGACUGUUCUAUGGAUAGAAAAUAUUUAAUACCUUGACUCCCCCAUCCCCCCCAUCCCCCCGACCUCCCCCAACCACCAAUAAGACGUUGUGUUGAAGAAGUUAUAACAUAUCAAUUGAAUCUAUACAGAGUCUAUCGUAAAGCCCGUUUUGCCUUCCGUAGAUUCUAUUCACAUGAUCUAUUUUAAUGAUGUUAUUGAUUCCCUGAAAAUAAGAAUAGUUAAUAUGGCUUUUACAAUGUUACAGUACUCCUUAAUGGCCUAUGAUAAUACUUUUGUGUAUAAUAACAACAGAAGUAGUAGACGCAUACAAGGUGCCUCAGUAUUAAAUCUGUAUUUCAUGACCUGCAUUUAAAAUAUACGAUAUCAUGGCAUUAGCAUUAAAGAUAGGAUUUAUCUUCUUUUUUUUUUUGUUAGUGGUGUAGCAUUAUGAUUUUUUUUGUAUAAUGAUUAUGAUUAUUUAUGUAUAUAUAAAAACCAAUGCAAUUAUGAGGCUCAUUUAAUUGUUUCUAUUCUAGUAGAGUUAAGAAAUUAUAUACUUUCUCCUAAAAAGUGCCAAAAUUUUCCUCUGAUAUGUUAGACAUAAGCAUCCGAAAUUCCCAAUAAAUGUUUGUUUGAAGAAAUUAUGUAAGGAAUUGUUCAAUAGAAUUUGGUUAAGUCAUGUAGUUUAGGUAUUUCACUGAAGUUAUCUUGGAUUCUAAGAAUAUGAAAUAAUGUCAGUCAAGCUUGCUCAAUGAACUAAGAUCUCUAAAAGGAACUUUUUUAAAUACAAGAAAAAUACCUCUCUUUUUAGCAUAAAUUCUCAAAAAUUGCUCCUGGUUAUUGUAAGAACUAAAAAUGGCAUUGUUAGUGGUUGGCAUCCAGGUUCCCAACCAUGAUCUCAGUCUCAGUUCUUUUCAUAUGAAUGAUGAUAAUAAAUGUGGAAGCCAGGCAAGGCACCGCGCCAGAACAUUCGGGUAAAGCACAGCAUCACAAAUUUUACAUCGUUUGUACUCAGGAACGACUUGGAAAAUGGUGCAUUUAUUGGGUGUAAAUUUAAGGAUUUCCGGCCUGAGCUGAACUCCAAACGUUUCAAGAUCCCCACAGUGCCUCUGCGGAAUAGGACUGAAUAAAAUCUCUAAGGGUACGAUGUGAAUAACUCAUAGAACUAGUCCUUCCCUCUUUGGAACCGAAUCACUUUUUAUAACAGAAUGUGCAAAACAAUAUAUGAAAGUUAUGUCAGUUCCUUUGAAAUGGAUGAAGAGGUCUUUUUCUGUAUUAUUGUUUUUAAUUGUUAUUGCUUAUACAACAAAACGAGUCAACGACAGAAAAGUGAAAAAUCACUUGCUUUUUUGGGGGUUCGAUUUUGAAGCACGUGCCUUGUGUAUUUACAUUUUUCUUCCAGGAUAACCAUUUUUCUACCUUCCAUGAAGGUUGUUUUUACAUAUUUUGAUAGUGUUUUCUUUUUUUCUUUUUUUUUUGUACAGUCCUUUUUGAGUAUUGUUAAGCGCGAGUGAAAAAAAUCAGACGAGUGCUCAAUUUUUUUUUUUCUUUUUCUUUCAUUCUAUUUUUUAGUAUUGACAAAGUUCUGUUUAAAAUGAGGCUGUUCAGUGCGACUUAUUGAGAGAACUAAGCUAGUCAAAGUAGUAUUUUUUUUUUCCAGUCAUUUUGUAAUGGUGGAGAGCAGAGGUUUUUAUUCCCAGAACGUUACAGGUUUUUACGUCGACUACAGACCCUGCACUUUGUAAGAUCUUUUUGGACUAUGGAGACUAUAAUUCCUUAAGAAGCAAGUGCCCCAGAAAGGGGAAAAAAAAAAAAAUGUAGAAUUAAAGAAAUUUUGUUUAUACUUCAUGCACAAAUGAGAAAAUAACUGUAUGAGUUUGAUAACAUUGGAAAAAGGGAAUUGUUAAUAUUACACUUUUUAAAGAAGAGAAAAAAAUAGUCCUAAGUGAAGUACUUCUGAUUGAAAUUUCUGUUUAGAGUGCAAGCAAAAAUUUAUGUAUUUGCAUGCAUAGUUGACUGGAUUUUGUAGUUCUUGCUAAUUUAGCCAAUACUAUGUACUUUUUUUCAUUUUUUGAAAAAAAUAGCUGCUUUGAUGUUAAAUUUUCCUCCAUGCAAAUAUGUGAUUUCUGUUUCUCCGUAGGGCAAUUUUGAUUUUUUGAUUAUUGGGUAUUAAUUUCAUGUGAUAUAAUUUAUUUACUAUUUCUGCUCUUUGUAAUUUUACUAAAAUAUUUUACCAUUCAUUCUUUUCUUUAUAACAACCUUUUGAACACUGCUAAACAACUUUUUUUUUUUUUUUAACACAGCUGCAAAAGCAAGGAUUUAGGAACUAGCUUGUUUGUAAUAAUGGCUUUUCAAAGAAACAAUUUUUCGUCAUGUAAUAUUUUGGACACCGUAGGCAGGUGUUGUUUGUGAAUUUGCCUCGCUUAUUGUAAUAUUUUUUUUCUCACUCUCUUACUCCGUUUCCUUGUGUAAUGUCAUUUCAGGAUAUUUGAUUAUUUUUUACUUCUUCAUUUCUCAAAUAUAGAAGUAUAAAGGUAUAUUUUA
Molecule: messenger RNA, 5141 nt
Organism: Penaeus indicus
Lineage: Eukaryota; Metazoa; Arthropoda; Malacostraca; Decapoda; Penaeidae
Product: shootin-1-like
Exons: 11
Coding region: 201-2435 (744 amino acids)
Biological process (GO): neuron projection morphogenesis; positive regulation of neuron migration
Cellular component (GO): cell leading edge; cytoplasm; axonal growth cone
Source: RefSeq, a predicted model, not a curated record